AAGACAAGAUGGCGGACGAACUAGAAGUUAGCACCACAGAUAACUCUGAUAAGACCAAUCUAUGUCGUAAUUUAGAUGAUCAGGUGUCUGCAGAUGAAGAGGAUCAGGUGAAAACCCUGAAGUACAAUUUGGAUGGAUGGAAGAAGGUUUUACAUCCAUUUUAUUCUAUACUGAUGUGGGAGCAGCCUUACUAUCCUGCGAUUCUUGCAGUCAUGGUCACCCUUGAAUUUAUCCUUCUGUGGUAUUUUGAACCCUCACUUCUCACCACUUUAUCACUGCUGGGAGUUACUGUGUGUGUAGCAGAUUACGCAGUUCCCAUCGUAUGUGUCACAUUCUUUGAUGCUACUAAAUGGACUGAUGCAGAAGAAAGAAAGUUUGAAGAAAUUUGCAAGUCGGUGAUCUUAGUAAAGCAACAGACUUGUGACUUUUGGACCUCCGUCAUUCAGUUACGAGACACAAAGCCUGUACUUUAUUUUGUGAGCGUCAUGUCUGUCUUACUGCUCGUAGCCUGGAUUGGUAGUGUAAUCAACAACCUGGUGCUUGCUUACUUCCUUGAACUAGGAUUGGUCAUGCUGCCUGGUCUGAAGCAUCAAGGAAUUCUUCAAAACAGCAUCAACCAAGUGAAAAAUAUACUGGGACAGAAAAUCAAGAAGAAUUAAACGUUACAUUGUGUUUGUCCUUACAUUCUGGAAAACGGUCCCGCUACUCACGGUUUACACACUUAUUCAUUGUUUCUUUUUUUAUUAUUCAGCUUUCCGUGUUAACAUUUGUUGAAAGUCUAUGUAAUUAUUAUAUGAAGUUUAAUAGUCAAGUGUUUCUCAAAGUUUUAUUCAUCUUGUGAAAACUUCAGCACGUUUGCUAAAGGUAUUUUCAGACUUCACAUUUAUUCAGAAUACUGCACUUGUUUUAAAGCAGAUUAACACGUUAUAAAGCAGUUCUGACAUUUCAAAAACUGCAGUAAAUAGUUUCCAGUGUUGCUUGUGACCUUUCAAGAACUAACGCAUGAUUGUCUCGUACAGAAACUGAUGUGGACCAACUACCAUCACAUGUACAAUUAGGUACGAGCUGUAGCACAAUUUGAUUGGCCAAUACUACCUACGUGGUGCACGUGUAUCACGUUUCAUUAACCUCACGUUUGUUUUUAGGGUUAGUUUUUAAUGCAUUUUAUGCAUGUUUAAUCCAUACAAACACACUUUUAUGUGUUUACUGUCCAGUAUAUAUAUUAGCUUAUAUGACUGAUAUGAAAAGGAAGAACUUCCCAAAUGUAUUUCUACGUAGUUUCAAAUAGAACAUUCAAAAUUUUCCUGACCAGCCAAGCCUCAAGAAUGGUAAAUAUUAAAUAAUAAAGACAAAAGUAACUGAAAAAAUAAGUAUUGUAAACUUUUAUUUUUAUUAUUACACUUGAAGGUAAAGUUUUAUGGAUGCAUUUCUGUCGAGUUUCGUUACAGUAAUGUCGAUAUAAUGCAUAUUUAUGGGAAAAUUUUUGAAAGCAUUCUACUUAAAUUUUUCUAAACAAGCUCUCUGGUGGCUCAACAUUAAGUCUGUGGGCUUACAACACUAAAAAUGGGUUUCAAUGCCCAUGGUAGGCACAACAGAGAAAGCCAAUUUUUUAGCUUUGCCCUUAGUAACAAAUAAACAAUGCUAAACAAAUUCAAAGAUAAUACAUCUUAAUGUCACAAUAUAUUACCCUUUUGUUAAGUAAUGAGACUCGUACACUGUACUAGAGAAAACUCUCAGCUUUCAAAGGUCAGGUUUUUAAUGAAAUUAAGACUGGUGUCCAGUUUUUCGUGUGUAUACUUAUUAAAUCACUUAACUGUUGUUUAUUGAUAAUGUUAGUUAAUUCUUUAUACGAAAUGUUAUUAAUGAAGUUUCACAAAUUGUAAGUUUGUUUGAACAGUUAACGUAUGUUAAAAUGUCAGCUUUUAACAGGUACACAUUCAGAAACAGAUUAAUAAGGUAUAAGCUACAGUUUUUCAGUGCUGAAGAGAACCUGGUUAUCUUAAAGGAAAAGGCACAAGGCUGGGAAAAGUAUUGUUUAUUUGAGGUAUUGUGUGAAAUUUAUUAAUGUUCCAUGUGCCAUUUUAGGGUUAGUAACACUUACAUACAGGAUACUGGAGAACUUUGAAAAGUGUAUGUAAAUUGUGUUGCCACUUCAGUGAGCUUGUGACCAUGGCUGUAAGGGCAUUAAAACUGUGAUGUUUUUAAUAACGGAUAAUCCAUGCAAUAGUUGUGAUUAUAUAAACUUUGAAAUAUGUAUUAGCGCAAGUAAAUAUGUGGUUAAAUGUUUUCUGGAUUUCUGUUUUUAUAAACCUUCAAGUUUUGUUGUUGUUGUUUUCAUUUAUCUAGCAAAUAUUCAUUUUAAAAAUUGUUCAGUUAAGCCUUGAUUUGUUUGAUAUAUCAUCAAGGAGUAUUGUGUUUAACAAAUCAUCAAGGUGUAUCAUCGGUGUUCAAAAAUUUGAUCAUGUUCUAUGAUUAAUAACGCUAAACAAUUGAUAAGUAAUAAUAAUAAUAAUAAGACCCUACUGUGAUAAUAAACGUAAACAAAAUUGACCAGAAGCCAUUUACUUGGUAUAAAUUUUAUCUGACUAUAGAUGAAGAAUAGAAUGUAUAAUUAAAAGCAUCAGAGUCAUGAAAUCUUAUAUAUAUAUCUAAACGUAAACCAGAGGAUGUGUAGAUUACAUCACCAUUUUAUGUUACUUCAUGUAAAUGUCUGUUAAAUAUAAACUGACCAGGUGAUGGUGAAUGAUGAAAAGUCUUUGUACUGGUACGAAUAUUAUAGUAAUAAUUAUGUUUCGUUAAAAUGUAUUCAUUAUUUUUAGAUAGUUUGUAGUAAACCUGCACAGUAUGAUUAUAACUUACAUUCCAUGUUGAAUAAUUCCUGACCAGUAAUAACUGUAGUCAGAUUUUGUACCUGAAAAUGACAAAAUUUAUUUAAUGAUUGAAACCUGGAAAGGGUGAAAGAUAGAUCAGUUCUGUAUCCCUGAAAAAGUUACAGUGCUUGCUGUAACGUACACGCGAGCUCGACUGUGUGUAGCAUAAAAUUCUGGUAUAAGCAUUCAAAUUACUUUAAUUUGAAAGUCUUGUGUUACCUCAAAAAAAGAAUUUAGUUCCUAAUGACAUCAUACAUAUGCACAGA
Limulus polyphemus (Atlantic horseshoe crab) is the source of this 3136-nucleotide messenger RNA. RefSeq names its product ADP-ribosylation factor-like protein 6-interacting protein 1. Bases 9 to 659 code for a protein of 216 amino acids. The record is from RefSeq and is a predicted model, not a curated record. The transcript has 6 exons. Lineage: Eukaryota; Metazoa; Arthropoda; Merostomata; Xiphosura; Limulidae.